AUGGCAGCAGCAGAUAAAAGAAUUAAUUCUCUUCAACCAAAAUCUACUCUCUCGCCUUAUGCGAGUUUAUAUCAACCAUACAAUAAUAAUGAGGCAUUCUCUUUGUUUCAGAAGUGUUUAGUGUAUGAUGACAUGGGUUCAUCAAGCAACCAGGGUUCUCUUGUGAAAUCUCGCAGUUCUGGAGUUUCUGACAAUUUCGACCAUGGAAUUACUUCAUCCGAUGGCAGAAGAAGUGUUGUUCCGAGUUUUGCAACAACAUCAAAUAAUGGUCAAUCUCAGCUGAGCAAUGAUUCUGGAUUUGGAAACCGUAUAAAUAAGGAAACAACAGGUCAAUCAAAUAUCAGAGCACCUCCAACUGGUUAUCAUUAUGGAACUCCAUAUUCUCCUUCUCAUGGAGGUUACAGUAAUCAGUUGAACAAUCUCUUUAACCAAAAUUUGUCUGUUUUCCAGAAUUCAGCAACGGAAGCAGCACCAUCAGCUGCGGGAAACAAUGAUAACCGCGCCUAUUCUCCACAAAACGGCAAUAUAUGGAGCAAUGAUCAGUUGGGUUCUUCAUCAUCCAUGGUUAACCAGGAUUCUCUCGCUAAAUUCCAUUCUGGAGUUUCUGGCAAUUUGAACCAUGGAAAUACUUCAUUAGAUGCUAUAAGCAGUGUUCCGAGCUUUGCAGCGUCAUUCAGUACUAGCCAUUCUCUGUCAAGUAAUGAUUCUUUUGCUUCUGGUUCUAAUUAUGCACCUCCAACUGGUUUUAAUUAUCAUGGAAGUUCUUCAUCUGGGGGACGUUUCAGCAAUCGGUUGAUCAGUCCCUUAAAUCAGCCUGUUCUUAAGAAUCCAUCAAUGUCAGCAGCAUCAGAUUCAACAAACAACCUUAACUGCGGUUUUUCUGGACAAAAUAGCAAUAUAUUGAGCGAAAAGGCACUAUUAGAUGCCCUUGUUCUUUUUUCUGCACAAAACGGCAAUAUAUUGAGCAAAGAGGCACUAUUAGAUGCCCUUGUUCUUGCAAAGCUAGAAAAUUGGAAUAUGCAAAAGUUGCAUAAAAUUCUUACUGGUGAUGCAACACUUAUUUAUGAAGUUCAUCCAGAUGAACUAUUUGCGAUGGCUACACUUAGGUUGGGUUCUAACUACUUGCUUGACAUUCUUAGUAACAGCAGAGACGGACUAAUUCCCGAGAAGAUAACCAAAUUAAUCUUUUGUAACCUCAUCCGUUUGAUGAGUGAUCAAUUUGGCAGUGCCGUCUUCAAGAAACUUCUGUCAUCAGUUACUGACGAAAUCCUGAUAAAGGACAUUGUGCAGAACAUGGCAUUUCAAAAUUAUGCUCUCAUCAAAGCAGCAACAACGGAACUCGGGGUAUCUUCGAUCCAGGAGCUCAUGAAGAUAGCCAAGAAGGAAAACAAAGACUUGGUUAAUAAGCUGAUUUGUGCCCUGGCAAAUAGAGAAAUACUGGUUGUGAUGAAGAACAAAUGUGGUAGCCGUUUAAUCAAAUUUUUGCUGGAGUUUCUGAAUUUACACCAAAAAGAGUUGAUUUACAGUGUGGUGAUGUCAUUUCAAUCUCAAUUAGAAUUAGCUACAGAUAAACAAGGAUGCAUUACACUCCAAAUUAUCAUGAAAAACCUACCAAAUCCUUUCCGAGAUGAACUUCUGCGGAGCAUCUCGAAUGCGGCUCACUUUCUUUCGUAUCAUCAAUGCGGGAACUUUGUUAUACAACAUGUAAUCAAAUUGGAUAGCCCUAUGUACACUUUCACUGAAAUCAUAUGUAAAAAGCUCAGAGGCCACUAUGUACCUUUAUCAAAGGAUAAAUGUGGCAGCUAUGUUGUGGAAAAAUGUAUUUACUCAACUAUAAUAGGUAUGCAAUUAGCGUCAGUUGAUUUUCUGACAAACAACACACUCAUCGAACUAGCCCAAAAUCAAAACGGAAACUACGUCGUUCAAACGCUACUUGGAACCACAAAGAUAAAGGACCAGUCACUCUAUCGAAUGCUUGUUUUUAAGUUAAAGCAAUACUCGAAGGACAUUCAGAACCAUCCACAUGGAAGCAAUGUAUACAAUUUGAUAAAUGGCGGAAAAAGCAACAAAAGGAGGCAGCAAACUAUACUGAGAUGA
This is a messenger RNA of Papaver somniferum (opium poppy), 2097 nucleotides long. RefSeq names its product pumilio homolog 12-like. Gene Ontology annotation, biological process: post-transcriptional regulation of gene expression. The coding region runs from base 1 to 2097 and encodes 698 amino acids. Gene Ontology annotation, molecular function: mRNA binding. Gene Ontology annotation, cellular component: cytoplasm. The record is from RefSeq and is a predicted model, not a curated record. The transcript has 5 exons. Lineage: Eukaryota; Viridiplantae; Streptophyta; Magnoliopsida; Ranunculales; Papaveraceae.